Chelmon rostratus (copperband butterflyfish) is the source of this 1419-nucleotide messenger RNA. RefSeq names its product cytokine-dependent hematopoietic cell linker. Gene Ontology annotation, biological process: intracellular signal transduction; cell surface receptor protein tyrosine kinase signaling pathway. The transcript is spliced from 17 exons. Bases 175 to 1239 code for a protein of 354 amino acids. The record is from RefSeq and is a predicted model, not a curated record. NCBI's taxonomy places the organism in Eukaryota, Metazoa, Chordata, Actinopteri, Chaetodontiformes, Chaetodontidae.
AGGUGUUUUCGUAUGUCAAGGGAGGGAAUGUAAAACUGCAGACUGGUUUUAUAAUCAAAUACAUUCAACCAAAGAGGCAGAAAGUGCUGGACACCCACUGAUGCAGGUGCGCUUGUUGUACAAGUCUUCUGAAAAGCAGCAGAGCGAGGGAACAGCCAUGAGUCUGCUGUGAUAAUGCAUCGCAGCAGGACAGACAGGAACAGAAAUCAAAGAUGCGGUGACUACAGCAACGCCGUGGAGCCUGAGUACGACGUGGUGGAUGACCACAAGGAAGUGCUAAACAUUCACAUUCUUCCUGCGAGGCCCAUAAAUGAUGAGACAGAGUAUGCAGACAGGGAUCUUCCAAGGUCAUCGUCGGCUCAGAGCCUGUCAUCGCUCUCCGCUGGUAACUCCAACAUCCUCCCAAGAGAGAUCCCAGCCACUGCAGGGCCUGCUAUAAAUAGAGACCUGAAGCCAGGCAGAAGAAAGCCCAGAUUAGAUAAGAGGCCCGCACCUGUGCUGCCAGGAGAACAGCGCUCUCACAGGCACUCUCCAUCACCUCCACCGUUCACCUCGGAGUUAGUGAAUCAAUUGCCUGGGCUGACUUUGAAGGAGAUCUACAGGAGAGAUGAACAGAGAGCAACAAAAAAAGCAGCAUUCAGUCCACAUAUCAAAGGUCUUCAGAGUGCUGAAAGUGUUUCAGCCUCCCAUAACAUUCAAAGACAUUCUUUGGAUUUGGAGACUCAUGAUAUAGAAAAAAGGUCACAACAAAGUCUGAAAAGGGUGCCAUCAAAGCGUCAUCACCAUGAAUGGCCUCAAACUAAAGAAGACAUUGAGCAGCAUGACUUUGUUCCAAAGGAAAUGCCUCAACAGACCUCCUGUGAAGACGACUGGUAUGUUGGGGCUUGUAAUCGAGCAGAUGCUGAGCACGCCUUACACCUGGUGAACAAGGAUGGGGCAUUUUUGGUACGAGACUGCUCCAUCAACACCAACAGUGAACCCUUGGUAUUGGCUGUGUAUCAUGACAAGAAGGUUUACAAUGUAAAAAUUCGGUUCAUCGGCAGCACGAGCAAGUACACCCUGGGAACGAGACAGCGAUCAAACGAUAUGUUUGACUCUGUGGCAGACAUCAUCAAGUUCCACUCCAUUUUCCCAAUAAUACUCAUCAGCGGGAGAAAUAUGCCCGGAAGCAGGUACCCGGAAAACUGUGUGCUGACAUGUCCAGUAACGAAAAAGGAUGUUGAGCAGCUGCUGCAAUGACACAUGCACCACUCCAGCAAAGAUAAUCUGUUCAUUCCCAUCUGGUCCGUCACAUCCUAUUAUGUCACUAUGCAACCCAGAAAAUCCACUAAAGUUCAAUGUGGGCAUGUUAGGAGAAAGCUGACUGUGUAUACAAAUUGUGUUAUUGCUUGUGUCAAUAAAAAAAUGUUUUUCAUCUAC